AUGGACGAAGCAGCCCGUAUCAGCUACGAUCAUGGCGUAGAAGAGUUGCGCGCAAAGGAGUACCCCAUGUUGCAAGGGACCACAUAUCUGGACCAUGCUGGCACGACUCUCUACGCGAAAUCGCUAAUCGAGCGCUUCUCAACUGAUAUGAUCACCAACUUAUACGGCAACCCGCACUCCGCCUCCAACGCCUCCCAGCUUACAACCCGCCGCAUUGAAGACGUCCGGCUGAGACUGUUGGAAUUGUUCAGUGCCGACCCGCAGGACUUCGACGUUGUAUUCGUGGCGGAAUGCCACCGGCGGGCAUCAAGCUGGUUCAUGGACGCAUUCCCGAGAUCAAGACGGAACGGGUUUUGGUAUGGAUACCACCCGGGAUGCUCAUACCAGUCUGAUCGGUGUACGCGAGGCUGCCACUGA
Messenger RNA from Parastagonospora nodorum SN15, 417 nucleotides. RefSeq lists its product as hypothetical. NCBI's taxonomy places the organism in Eukaryota, Fungi, Ascomycota, Dothideomycetes, Pleosporales, Phaeosphaeriaceae. Bases 1 to 417 code for a protein of 138 amino acids. Gene Ontology annotation, molecular function: molybdenum cofactor sulfurtransferase activity. The record is from RefSeq and is a predicted model, not a curated record. The transcript is spliced from 2 exons. Gene Ontology annotation, biological process: molybdopterin cofactor metabolic process.